Haemonchus placei is the source of this 540-nucleotide messenger RNA. NCBI's taxonomy places the organism in Eukaryota, Metazoa, Nematoda, Chromadorea, Rhabditida, Trichostrongylidae. The record is from the annotation of a GenBank genome assembly.
AUGAAUUGCAGUCAUCGAUGGGCAGUACUGCACCUUCUCUCGCCUCCUGUUAUAGGUGGUACGGCUGCUUCCCUAGAGAGAGAUCCACGUCGACGAAGCGGUACGGAGCGGACCUCCACGUUCCACCAAGACCGGCAUUGCCUUAGUCUUUAUCCAGAGCAACCCUUCUCAAAGCUUGAGGGAAAUGGAGAGGACGACUUCUGCUUCCCGUUCCACCAUCCACGACACCCCAAGCAGAUGUCGCUUUCGCAAACACUUCCUGCAGUUAUCCCCCACACAUUGACUGAGUGCGAGCGUCAGGUGCAGGUCGAUGUGUGUCGGAAGCUACUCGACCACAAGCGAACGGUGGCUUGGACGAGCUUCAUCACCGCUCAGUAUGAGAAGUGGAUUUCUUAUGAAAAUCCACACAGGAAAUUCCUGUGGCUACCAAUCGACAUAAGGCCAGAAGCCGUUGCAAAGCGUGGGGCGCACGUCAAAAAGAAUAAGAUCUCGUUCUUCUUCUGCUCCACCGGCUGUUUCUUCUACGGGAUCCUACCAUAG